AUGAAAGAGGAUGAUUUAUUUUUUGCAGUUCCAACAGGAGCAAGAAAAAUUCUUAAUGUCAAAGAUAGUAAAACUAAUAGUAUUAUUCCGAAAGAACGCUAUGUUAUGCGUUUAAGAUCUUGUUUAUCAUGUCGUAUUAUUUUAAGUGAUCAACAAUUUUAUGAAAAAGGUUGUCCAAACUGUACUCAUUUAGCAAUGGAAUUUGAUAGACAUAAAGUUAAUUCAUGUACAACAACUUCAUAUAAAGGGAUGAUAUCUAUGCUUAAACCUGAACUUUCAUGGGUAGCUAGAUAUAAUCGCAUUACAGAUGUUACUCCUGGAUGUUAUGCUGUCUCUGUUAGUGGUGAUUUAAUGUAUGAUAAUAGAGGUUAUGAGGAUGAAUAUUAA
Messenger RNA from Cryptosporidium muris RN66, 387 nucleotides. RefSeq names its product transcription elongation factor SPT4, putative. Bases 1 to 387 code for a protein of 128 amino acids. NCBI's taxonomy places the organism in Eukaryota, Apicomplexa, Conoidasida, Eucoccidiorida, Cryptosporidiidae. The record is from RefSeq and is a predicted model, not a curated record. Gene Ontology annotation, molecular function: RNA polymerase II complex binding; zinc ion binding. Gene Ontology annotation, biological process: chromatin organization; mRNA processing; regulation of transcription elongation by RNA polymerase II. Gene Ontology annotation, cellular component: nucleus; DSIF complex. The transcript has 3 exons.